Mycena indigotica is the source of this 612-nucleotide messenger RNA. RefSeq lists its product as uncharacterized. The coding region runs from base 1 to 612 and encodes 203 amino acids. NCBI's taxonomy places the organism in Eukaryota, Fungi, Basidiomycota, Agaricomycetes, Agaricales, Mycenaceae. The record is from RefSeq and is a predicted model, not a curated record. The transcript is spliced from 3 exons.
AUGCGUGUCCGCAAAUUCCCUAAGGAGAGUUACCAUGCCCUAAGCGAUACACGCUACCAACGCAACCCUGGACGGCGCGAUGGCUUCCAGUGGAACUCGCACUCUUUCCUUUGCCCUUCCCAGGUUGACGGCUUUGAGCGUCGCUCGCGUGACUCGAACGAUUCCGUGUUGGGCGUGCACGAGUCGAACCACGUUGUUCCAGCCAAGCUGCUGAACGAGGAUGGCGUUGAGGUUGGGCAGAGUAGGCGGGAGAUAGACAUACUGGAGAUGGCACGGUACGUAGAAGGAAGGCGGAAACUCAAGGGGGCAGCGAAGGGUUUUGAGAUGGUUCGUGCUCCGGCGCGGGUCAUCGCGCUUGAUGAAGACGCUUUUUCGGUGGUCUCGGAGGAGUGGGAGCUCUCUGCAGACGGGUCGGACUGGGAAGGGAGCGAGUUCGAGCUCGUGGAUGACUUGAACGAGGACCCGGAUGUAAAGUCGGCCAUCCAACGUCAAGAAGACGAUGAUUUUCUUCUCGCCCGGCGAUUGCAGGAAGAAGAAGAUGCGCGGUUUGCCGCUAGUUAUGGCCUGGCAUCUCAGGCUCGGGGCUCAGCGGCAUCCAAUGAUAUGUCCUAA